AUGAUUAAAAACUCAGCGUAUGACGCAGGACAGAAAUUCGACGCUAGCAAAUUGCUUUCGGGAUCUUUCGAAAUAAGACUUGGCUAUCCUCCAGCUUUUGCAGAUCAAAUACAAGCACUCAGAGACCAGGUUGCUAGGGCUCGUAUCUCUAUGGUCGAAAAGAUGGGCCUCGGCCAAGAUUUCUUCGAUACUGAGCCCAGCUUUGUAAACCUAAAAGUUGCCAUUCGUGGAAUUUUAGAUGCACGUCGGUCAGACUUCAACAAGAACUGCCUCAAUCCAUUGAUUGAGAACCUGCGAGUUCAUGGAAUUGCCCCAGUUAUAAGGACAGUAAUCAGUAUGGACUCUACAUAUCAUUUUGAACUUGACACAGCCUUGACAAUAAACGGCUCAACUAGCCCUGCAAUGGAUGCAGAUACAGUUGUGAAUAAAGUUGUAGCUAGGAUGGGACCCCUGUCUGAAGACGGGGAAAUCAGAAGACAUGCAGCUAUCAUCAGCAAGCUGGACGAAUGGAUGGGCGAUCUCAACGCUCCUUGUUGA
Messenger RNA from Botrytis sinoallii, 537 nucleotides. RefSeq lists its product as uncharacterized. The record is from RefSeq and is a predicted model, not a curated record. Lineage: Eukaryota; Fungi; Ascomycota; Leotiomycetes; Helotiales; Sclerotiniaceae. The transcript has a single exon. The coding region runs from base 1 to 537 and encodes 178 amino acids.